Molecule: messenger RNA, 1951 nt
Organism: Alosa sapidissima (American shad)
Lineage: Eukaryota; Metazoa; Chordata; Actinopteri; Clupeiformes; Clupeidae
Product: toll-like receptor 13
Exons: 2
Coding region: 69-1706 (545 amino acids)
Biological process (GO): immune response; toll-like receptor signaling pathway; inflammatory response
Cellular component (GO): membrane
Molecular function (GO): transmembrane signaling receptor activity; protein binding
Source: RefSeq, a predicted model, not a curated record
GCCCACUCAGCAAUGCCACAGCUAUCUGCAGGGAUGUCACUGACAUCAAGCUGGAACUGUCUGCUAUCAUGGUGGACAUUGAAAUUCUGUGUUUGGUUAGCCAUGGAUCAUCUCUUCAGCCAGCAACCUUCACCAAAUUCCACAGUCUCGGUAGACUGUAUAUCACCGGCUGUCUGUCUGCAAUCCUCCCAGAGGCCUUCAAGGGACUGACCAACCUGCACCUACUCUCCAUGACCUGCACAGAACGCUGCAAUCCGUCGGGACUUCAGAAUUUGGAGACUUUGAUCCUCGACAAUAAUCUCUUAAAGGACUUAGAAGCAGAAUCCUUUGCCCAUUUGCCCUCUCUUAGGGUUCUCCACCUUGGGAAUCUGAAGCUUCCCAACACUGAGCUCUUUGAAAUGCAAGUUCUCAACCUGAGUCUCAUCUUUGGGGACUUCCCUCGCAACCUGUCUGAACUCACCAUCGAAUCUAUGCACCCUAUGACUUUGGUCAUUGCUGAUAACAGCACCCCAGACGUGGGCCUGAGUCUCUCACUGUCCAGCGAGAAGAUUGUUUUAUGGGGUUGUGAGACACGCUUUCUGAAAUCUGUCGUCAGACUUGAUAUCUCUGCUAAUCACUUCUUGUGUGCGCCUGACCUCACUUUUGGCCUUCAGCACUUCACCUCUGUGGCACAUCUGAAAUUCGCCCACUGGACCACUACCAGCACUCAAGAUCUUUCCGACUUGAACAAACUUGUGCAUUUAAAAAGACUUAAACUGAUUAAUGUGGAUUUCUACAAUCAACCUGAUUUCAGUGUCAUGUUUCAUGGCUUGAUGAAACUUCAGAGUCUGGAUCUCUUUAAUUGUUUAGUAGUUUCCUUCGACAGGGUCAUCAGUGUGGACAUGAGGUCUCUGAAAUAUGUGUUCCUUUUUAUUUCAUCUGAGACCACUCUAUCCAAGCACUUCUUCGAGCCCUUGCACAGCCUAAGAUCUGUUGUCUUCUUUGAACCACGGUUGUUCUGCAACUGUGAAAACUCCUGGUUCAAUAGCUGGGCAAAGCAGGAGAGCCCAAUAGGGGUGUUCUUUGCCUCAAAGCAGCAAAGGGCACUGCAGUGCCUUAAUGGGGACAGGCUCCAGGACUUAGAGCGGUACGGUCUGACCCACUGCAGGCUGGAGGUUGGGUCUCAGCUCUUCCUCUCCACCACAGGUUUCCUGUUGCUCUUAAUCCUGACCGUGCUCAUGUACCAUCUGUGCAGCACCACCAGAGGGCACUACUACCCUUAUGAUGUCUUUGUGUCUCACAGUGAUAAGGAUGAGAGCUGGGUUGUGGACAGGCUCCUGCCCAGCCUGAAGCAUAGGGGACCCCCAUUCCUCAAGCUUUGCCUACCCAAGAAGGAUUUCCAACUGGGGAAGGAUAUUGUGGAGAAUAUAACUGACAGUCUGUACAGAAGCCGCCGCACCCUCUGCCUGGUCAGCCGCCACUACCUGCGGAGCAACUGGUGCUCCCUGGAGAUGCGGCUGGGCACCUACCGGCUGCAGGUGGAGCACAGGGAUGUGCUGAUCCUGGUGUUUCUUGAGAAGAUCCCUUCUAACCUGCUCUCUGCCCACCACAGGCUGGCCCGACUCGUCAAAACCAGGACUUACAUAGAGUGGCCUCAAGACCUGGCCCAACAGGAGGCAUUCUGGGACACAUUAUGGGACAAGUUAGUGCCAGAAGUGUCACAAUGAAUUUCCACAAAAAGGUUUUUGCAUAUCACAAUGAGAAAUCUUAGUUAGCUUGAGCUCCCAUGUCUGUCUUGUUGAGUUUAUGGUAAAUUUGUAUUGGGAGAUGGAGUCACUGUUGUAAAUAUAUAUAUAUAUAUGAUAAUGCUAUGCUGUACAGUAAAAUAUUUGGCAAUUGAAGGACUAACCUGUUGUAGUAUUUCAAGCAAACCCAAUUGAUCGCCUCAUUUGUAUGAUUUUUAUGAUUACUA